AUGUUCCCAGGCUGCCCACGCUUCUGGGUCCUGGUGGUCCUGAGCACCAGCUGGGCAAGGUGGGGGAGCCAAGAAGCCGAAGCAGCGCAGCUAAGGCAAUUCUAUGUGGCUGCUCAGGUCAUCAAUUGGAACUAUCGCCCUCAGCCCACAGACCCAAGCCAGACUUCUGCACCUUCCUUUAAGAAAAUUGUCUACAGAGAGUAUGAACCGUAUUUUAAGAAAGAAAAGCCACAAUCUAGCAUUUCAGGACUUCUUGGACCUACUUUAUAUGCUGAAGUUGGAGACACAAUGAAAGUUCACUUUAAGAAUAAGGCAGAAAAAUCUGUAAGCAUCCACCCUCAAGGAAUUAAGUACAAUAAAUUAUCAGAAGGUGCUGGUUACCUUGACCGGACGUCCCCUGAGGAGAAGAUGGACGAUGCUGUAGCUCCAGGCCAAGAGUACAUUUAUGAAUGGAAGAUCACGGAGGACAGCGGACCCACACAGGAUGAUCCUCCAUGCCUCACACACCUCUAUUACUCCUAUGAAAAUCUGACACAAGACUUCAACUCUGGGUUGGUUGGACCUCUGCUUAUCUGUAAGAAAGGCACCCUAACUACGGAUGGGAUUCAGAAGAUGUUUGACAAGCAACAAGUACUAAUGUUUGCUGUGUUUGAUGAAAGCAAGAGCUGGAUUCCAACAUCAUCCUUAAUGUACACAGUCAAUGGCUAUGUGAAUGCGACAAUUCCAGAUAUAACAGUUUGCGCCUAUGACCACAUCAGCUGGCAUCUGAUUGGAAUGAGCUCUGGGCCAGAAUUGUUCUCCGUUCAUUUCAGUGGGCAAGUCUUGGAGCAGAACCAUCACAAGGUCUCAGCCAUCACCCUCGUCAGUGCCACAUCCACAACAGCAAACAUGACAGUGAGCCCAGAAGGAAGGUGGUCUAUAACGUCUCUCAUCCCAAAACACUUUCGAGCUGGGAUGCAGGCUUACCUCAACAUUAAGAACUGCCCAAAGAAAACCAGAAGUCCAAAGAAACCAACUCGAGAAGAGCGGCGGUACAUUAAGAGAUGGGAAUACUUUAUUGCUGCAGAGGAAGUAAUUUGGGACUAUGCACCUGUAAUCCCAGUUAAUAUAGACAGGAAAUACAGAUCUACGCAUUUAGAUAAUUUCUCAAACCAAAUUGGCAAGAAUUAUAAAAAGGUCAUCUACACGCAAUAUCAAGAUGAGUCCUUCACCGAACGCCUAGAAAAUCCCCCUGCACAAUUUGGGAUUUUGGGUCCUGUUAUCAGAGCCCAAGUCAGAGACACACUCAAAAUUGUGUUUAAAAAUAUGGCCAGCCGCCCUUACAGCAUUUAUCCUCAUGGAGUGACCUUUUCUUCUUAUGAAGAUCAAGCUAACUCUUCCUUCUCUUCAGACCAUACCUCCAUGAUCAGAGCGAUUCAACCGGGCGAAACCUAUACUUAUAAAUGGAAUAUCCUAGAAUCUGAUGAACCCACAGAAAAUGACGCCCAGUGCUUAACAAGACCAUACUACAGUGAUGUGGAUAUCACAAGAGAUAUUGCCUCAGGGCUCAUAGGCCUACUUCUAAUUUGUAAGAGCAGAUCCCUGGACAAACGAGGCAUACAGAAAGUAGCAGAUAGAGAGCAGAUGAUUGUAUAUGCUGUAUUUGAUGAGAACAAGAGUUGGUACAUUGAGGACAACAUCAACAAGUAUUGUGAAAAUCCUGAUAUGGUGAAACGUGAUGACCCCAAGUUUUAUGAAUCAAACGUCAUGAGCACUAUCAAUGGCUAUGUGCCAGAGAGCCUAUACCCACUGGGCUUCUGUUACGAUGACAAUACCCAGUGGCACUUCUGCAGUGUGGGAACCCAAGAUGACAUUUUGACCAUUCAUUUUACUGGACACUCAUUCAUCAAUGGUAAGAGGCAUGAGGACACCCUGGCUCUCUUCCCAAUGCGUGGAGAAUCUGUUACCAUCACAAUGGACAAUGUCGGAACCUGGAUGUUAACUGCUACAAGCUCCAGUCCAAGAAGCCGUAAUUUAAAGCUGAGAUUCAAGGAUGUGAAAUGUAUCCGGGAUGAUUAUGAUUAUUCAUAUCAUCUUACAUAUGGAUCUUCCCUCUCUGCAACCAUGGAAACUCGGAAAAUGCGUGAUCGUUCAGAAAAUGAAGAGAAUAAUGAAGAAGAUGAUUACCAGGAUUACCUAGUUUCUAAGUUAGGAAUUAGGUCAUUUAAAAAUGUAUCUUUGAAUCCUGGAGAAGAUGAGCUUAAUCUUACUGCCCUAGCUCUGGAAAAUAGCUCUGAAUUUACUCCUCCAAAUACAGAUAGAGCUAUAAGUUCAAAUUCUUCUACCCCAAGUAACAUUAGUUGGCUUGUAGACAAUGACAUCUUAGCAGCUCAAAAAUCCCUUCCUCAACCAACAGCCACAACCACUGGUUCCCUCCUGGGGCACCUUGCUGGCUUAGACAAGGAUGCCACUCUCAACUCUUCUACAGCAGAGCAUCCCAAUUUUUACUCUAAGGACACUCUAGAGGAUCCUCUCCAGUCAGCUAUUACAAGGGUAAGUGUACAUCCUCUUGUUGGAGUAGGACCCAGAAGUCAGAAACAUGCUAAACAUAAGGGAGUGAACCCAGGAAGAGACCAAGCAGUAAAGCCCAUGAUUUCCCAAAAAGAAACACCAGCACAUAAAACUGGGAGGCAUUUAAGACAACACAAUAUCUCUCCUUCCAGAAUAGAGCGCAUGGAGGAAUUUCCUAGAAAUCCAGUACUUUUAAAACAGAAGAAUCCAUCUAAGAUUUUGGAUGGAGACUGGCAUUUAGUUUCUGAGAAUGUUAGCUACAAAAUCAUCCAAGAAACUGAUGAAGAUACACCUUCUAAUAGGCUGCUCAAUAGCUCUCAGGGUGAUUCAAGGACUUUGGGAAAUAGCAAGCCCUUUGCAAAUAAGCCUGGAAAGCAGAAUGGUCACCUAAACUUUUCUGCAGUUAGACAUAAUUCCUUACAAGUAAGACAGAAUGGAGAAAAUAAUGGAUUAAAGAAAACGUUUUACAUCCGGACACGGAAAAAGAAAAGGGGACAGAAAUAUGCACACCGUGUUCCUAUGUCUCCCAGAGGCUUUAACCCACCAAGAAGAGAGGCCAACAUCACACUUUCAGGCAGCAGUGUUGAUGAUUCCUUGUUACCCUAUACGCCCAGUGAAAUGACUCUUCAUGCAUACCUCAACCUGACACUGCAAUCUAAGACCCUUACCCCAGUAGGUUUACUUAUCCGUGCCCUUCUUCAGUACCACCGAAACAAUGGCACACGUCUCACAGACUACCUUUUGAAUCUUCAUCAAGUAGAAUCCACAGAAAAAUCCUCUCAAAUUAAAGAUUUUGAUCCAAUUACAUAUCUCAACCAGACACAGAGAUCUAUGAACCCUAGCCUGUUAGCUUUACUUCUUGGCCUUAAUCAGAACCACCUAAAUAAUGACUCUCAGGAGAGAGGCUACCCUCUGGAUCUUUAUGAAGUAGAUUCCAAAGGGGAAUACUCUCAAAUUCAAGAUCCUGAUUCAAUGUACUUUUCUCUAGACCCCCAUAACAGCACCUUAGCUACAGAGCUUGACCUCAACUAUGACCUAAGUUAUGAGUUACCCCUCAAUGACAGUGAUCAAGUGUUUUCUUCCAUGGAACCUGAAGUUUGGCAUGCAACUGAUUUUCCAGACGUUAGUCAACAAUCUGAAUCACCAGACCUCGGCCAGCCCAGCCCAGAAGACUUCUCUUCAGAACUCAGACAGACAGUCCUCUCUCCUGACUUUGGACAGAUGACCAUUUCACCGGACUUUAGUCAUAUAAAUCUCCCCUCAGAUGUUAACCAGACAAUCCUUUCUCCAGAAGUCAGCCAAGCAACUCUCUCCCCAGACCUCAAUAAGGUCACCUCCUUGCCGGAGGACUUCUCUUCAGAACCCAAUCAGACAGUCAUUUUAUCUGACUUCAGCCAGGCAACCAUUUCUCCAGAAUUUAGCCAGCUAAACCAUCCUUCAGAACUCAGUCAAACGACCUCUUCUCCAGACCUUGAAGAGAUGACCUCUCCUUCUGAAUCUAGUCAGUUACUGCCUCUUCCAGAAUUUGGUCAAACAUUGUCUUCUCCAGACCCUGAUCAAAUGCCAUCUCCUCCAUUCAAUGACACUUCAAUACUAGACCAAUUUUACUCAUCAGUUGUAGCUGGCCUUUCAAGAGAGGAUGCAGAUUACAAUGACUUUUUUUCAAGACAGGUGGCUUCCAUCAGUGAAGAAGACGAGUCCGUUGAAAUUGAUUUUGUGCGUUACGAUGAUCCCUACCAAACUGAUACUAGAACAAACAUCAACUUAUCUAGAAAUCCUGACAGCAUUGCAGCGUGGUACCUCCGCAGUAACAAUGGAAACAGGAAGAAAUAUUAUAUUGCUGCUGAAGAAAUAUCCUGGGAUUAUUCAAAAUUUGCACCAAGUGGUGACAUGGAUGAUGAAUACGCUGAUGAUGCUCCUAAGAACACUGUAUAUAAGAAAGUCGUUUUUCGAAAAUAUCUUGAUAGCAGUUUUACCAAGAGGGAUUCUCGUGGGGAAUAUGAAGAACAUCUUGGGAUUCUUGGUCCUGUUAUCAGAGCUGAAGUAGAUGAUGUUAUCCAGGUUCAUUUUAAAAAUUUGGCAUCCAGACCAUAUUCUCUUCAUGUUCAUGGACUUUCCUAUGAAAAAUCUUCAGAGGGAAAGACUUACGAUGAUGAUUCACCGGACUGGUUUAAGGAAGAUAAUGCUGUUCAACCAAACGGCACCUAUACGUAUGUAUGGCAUGCUACUGCUCGAUCAGGGCCAGAGAACUCUGGCUCUGCCUGUCGUGUGUGGACCUACUAUUCGGCAGUGAACCCGGAGAAGGACAUCCACUCAGGCCUGAUUGGUCCCCUGUUGAUCUGCAAAAAAGGGACACUACACAAAGUGAGCAACAUGCCUGUGGACAUGAGGGAAUUUGUCUUACUUUUUAUGAUCUUUGAUGAAAAGAAGAGCUGGUACUAUGAAAAGCCCAAAAGGUCUCGGACACUCGGAGCCUCAGAAGUCAAAAUUUCUCAUGAAUUUCCUGCCAUUAAUGGACUGAUCUACGGCUUGCCAGGCCUGAUUAUGUAUGAGCAAGAGUGGGUGAGGCUGCAUCUCCUGAACAUGGGCAGCUCCCAAGACAUUCACGUGGUUCAUUUUCAUGGCCAGACUUUGCUGGAUAAUGGCACCAAAGAGCACCAGUUAGGAGUCUGGCCCCUUCUGCCUGGUUCAUUUAAAACUCUUGAAAUGAAGGCAUCAAAACCUGGCUGGUGGCUCCUAAACACAGAGGUUGGGGAAAACCAGGAAGCAGGGAUGCAAACAUUGUUCCUCAUCGUAGACAGAGAAUGUAAAAUGCCAAUGGGACUAAGCACUGGCGUGAUAUCAGAUUCACAGAUCAAGGCUACUGAACAUCUAGGUUAUUGGGAGCCCAGAUUAGCAAGAUUAAACAAUGGUGGAUCGUAUAAUGCUUGGAGCAUAGAAAAGGUUUCCGGGGAUUUUGGCUCUAGAUCCUGGAUCCAGGUGGACAUGCAAAGGAAUGUCAUACUAACAGGGAUCCAGACUCAAGGUGCCAAACACUACCUCAAGUCCUACUACACUACCGAGUUCUACGUGGCUUACAGCUCCGACCAUACACACUGGCAAAUCUUCAAGGGGAACAGCACAAAGAACCAGAUGUAUUUUGAUGGCAAUUCAGAUGCCUCUACAAUAAAAGACAACUAUUUUGACCCACCUAUUGUGGCUAGAUACAUUAGAAUCUCUCCAACCAGGUCCUACAACAGACCUACCCUCCGAUUGGAGCUGCAAGGUUGUGAAGUUAAUGGAUGUUCCACACCACUUGGGAUGGAAAGUCGAAAGAUAGAAAACAAGCAAAUCACAGCUUCCUCAUUUAAAAAAUCUUGGUGGGGAGAUUACUGGGAACCUUCCUGCGCCCGGCUCAACAAUCAGGGACGUGUGAAUGCCUGGCAACCCAUGGCAAACAACAACAGACAGUGGCUACAGAUUGAUCUGCUCAAAGUCAAGAAGAUAACUGGAAUUAUAACACAAGGCUGCAAGUCUCUGAACUCUGAAAUGUAUGUGCAGAGCUACACCAUCCACUACAGCAACCAGGGAGUGGAAUGGAAGCCUUACAGGCAGAAAUUCUCCAUGGUAGACAAGAUUUUCAGAGGAAAUAAUAAUAUCAAAGGACACGUGAAGAACUUUUUCAACCCGCCAAUCAUUUCCAGGUUUAUCCGAAUCAUUCCUAAAACAUGGAAUCAAAGUAUUGCACUUCGUGUGGAACUGUUUGGCUGUGAUAUUUACUAA
Molecule: messenger RNA, 6312 nt
Organism: Elephantulus edwardii (Cape elephant shrew)
Lineage: Eukaryota; Metazoa; Chordata; Mammalia; Macroscelidea; Macroscelididae
Gene: F5
Product: coagulation factor V (proaccelerin, labile factor)
Exons: 25
Coding region: 1-6312 (2103 amino acids)
Molecular function (GO): copper ion binding
Source: RefSeq, a predicted model, not a curated record